This is a messenger RNA of Schistocerca cancellata (South American locust), 1683 nucleotides long. It is a transcript of the gene Cox10, whose product is annotated as protoheme IX farnesyltransferase, mitochondrial. Gene Ontology annotation, cellular component: mitochondrion; mitochondrial membrane. Gene Ontology annotation, biological process: heme biosynthetic process. NCBI's taxonomy places the organism in Eukaryota, Metazoa, Arthropoda, Insecta, Orthoptera, Acrididae. The transcript is spliced from 8 exons. Gene Ontology annotation, molecular function: protoheme IX farnesyltransferase activity. Bases 1 to 1383 code for a protein of 460 amino acids. The record is from RefSeq and is a predicted model, not a curated record.
AUGGUGCAGUGGUUGCAGGCCAGAGACAUUGCUGCGGACAUCAGCAUGAUGAAGCUGCUGUUAUACUCGCUCAUAAAACAAAAUGAGCCUGUGACGCCCAAAUACAUUGUAGAUGAAAUUGCGAUGAAAUAUGCCGUUGUCAAAUCCGUGUUAAAGAAAGGUGAUAGCAAAGAUAUCAAGAAGUACCAACCUAUUUCAUUGCUGACAUCAUUUUCCGAAAUUUUUGAAAAGUACUCUAGUAAAGUUUCAUCAGGAAGAACUACAACUCCAGUUGUUGCCCAGCCUCGUGAAUCGCUCUCAUUAAAAAAUGAGUUCACGUUGUUGGAAAGAGAGCUCUUACCAAAAGCAACAUCACUGUCUUCACCCUCUUCUGACACUUCAACAUCAUCGACAUCAACGAAAAAGAAGAAUGUUGCUGACAGUAACAAAUGGCAGGAGAUAACUAUUAAUUACUCAACACUGCCUCAACAGUAUCUGAAGCUGUCAAAGAUCAGGCUUACAUCACUUGUUGUGAUGUCAUCAAUGGCAGGAUAUGCAUUGGCUCCUGCUCCCUUUGAGCUUAGCACAUUCAUUUUGAGCUCAGUGGGAACAGGGCUUACAUCCUGUGCAGCAAACUCCAUUAAUCAGUUCUUUGAAGUGCCUUUUGACUCGCAGAUGGCCCGUACGAGAAACAGGGUUUUGGUUCGUGGUACACUGACACCCUUGCAUGCUAUUUCGUUUGCUGCAGUCUGUGCUGUGACAGGGUUAUCGACACUCUACUGGGGAACAAAUGCCCUCACAGCUUCAUUAGGAGCUGCUAAUCUUGUUCUCUAUACUAUGAUAUACACCCCUCUCAAGAGGAUCAGUAUUCUCAACACUUGGGUUGGAGGUGUAGUUGGCGCUAUACCGCCACUCAUGGGAUGGGCUAGCUGCAUGGACAGCCUAGGAGCAGGUGCUUGGAUAAUGGCAGGAAUACUGUAUGCAUGGCAAUUCCCACAUUUCAAUGCACUCUCAUGGAACCUGCGGCCAGACUACUCUCGUGCUGGUUAUCGAAUGAUGUCGGUAACUGAUCCUGAUCUGUGCCGGAAGACAUCACUGCGUUACACAGGAGGCAUAUUGAUCCUAUCUUGCCUAGCACCAGUAAUGGAUAUUACCAACUGGUACUUUGCUCUUGAAUCGAUACCUCUUAAUGGUUAUUUCCUGUACUUAGCUUGGAAGUUCUACAAGGAAUCCGACACCAAAACAUCGCGCAAGCUGUUCCGAUUUUCCCUCAUUCAUCUUCCUGCACUUAUGUUGCUAAUGCUAAUCAACAAGAAAACUUGGGCGACUAGUGAAAAUAAAAGUGAUGAACUUGCGGAAACACCGUUGGUGGAAGUAACAAAUGAAGAGAGGACUAACACGUGACAGUGAUGUGCUGUAGUUGUAGAGGUAUAGUUUAUACUCGCAUGUUGAAGCGAGUCUUGUUGUUAAUGCUUCAUUGAUGUUGAAUGGAAGACUGUUUUAACCCAAGGUUAUUUCAUCUUCCAUUGUUGAAAAUGUGACAAAUUACCAGAUAUCUGAAAUUAUAUUUUAUCUGUACUUAAUGUGCAAGCACAUACACUGCUCCUGUCUGGAGCACGAGUCAUUUGUACAGUUCGUUUUUUAGCCAAUGUUUUAUUUAUUUCAGUAAAUAUUUUUCAAAAAUAAAAAUUAUGUCAAAAUAUA